Molecule: messenger RNA, 13713 nt
Organism: Lymnaea stagnalis (great pond snail)
Lineage: Eukaryota; Metazoa; Mollusca; Gastropoda; Lymnaeidae
Source: the annotation of a GenBank genome assembly
GCCCAGAGGACAUUCAGGCAAACACAUUUGGGGGACAUCGACGUAGCCAAACUGUUUCGUCGUGUGUCCGGCCACAGACCUUAUGUUGGUAGUAGCAGGGUGUUCAAGAAAUUCUUGUCUCGCGUGAGUAACGUCAUCUACUAAGAAGUUUUAUCCAUCCAUCUCUCUCUCUCUCUCUCUCUAUAAUUACUAUUUAUCUACUAAAAUCUACCGGUAUCAAUAUAAUUUAUAAUUACUAUUUCUGUCUCACUAUAUAGACCAUUUAUGUCGCUAUAAAUUAUUAUUUAUCUACCACUGAGUAUCACUGUCAUUAAUAUUUCUUUCUCUCUAUAAUUAAAAACCGAUUUAAAGACACAUCUAUUUCGCGAACACCUGCUGGGAUGAUGUCUACCAUAUUUUCCAGUGAAUGGAUAUUGGCUGUGUUGCUUAUGGGUGAUGAACAGAUUUUCCAGGGGGGGGGGGGCACUUCAAAUUUUUCGGGUGUGGGGGGGGGAGUGCCGGCAGUUCCAGUUGAUUUAUCGUCGGACAUAUUUUUGCUCCGGGGGGGGGGNGCCCCCCCCCCCUCGGAGCUAUAGCUGAAAGAAACCCUGCUUGGUAUGCUUGCAAGUAGUGUUGCGUUUGUUUUAAAUGUGGUAAAUUAUAGAUUUUUUUUUUUUUUUACUUUGUUCCGCGCUUCGAGCCUUUGGUGAUGAAGCGUGUUGUUCAAAUAAACUUGAUUAUUAUUAUUUAUUAUUAUAAUUACUAAUGAUAAUGUCUUUAUAUGUCUCUCUCUCAUACCACUUUUGCUGAUUGGUUGUAACCGUAGGUUGAGGUAGGUUAAGUCGUGAAUUUGACGCACCGUAACGUCAAUCAUAGAAUUAAGCUGAGCCCUCAGAGCCCCACACUUGAGGUCCUGACACCUUACAAAUGGAUAGCCCGAUAGCGAAAACUGACUAGCUCAGAUUUCUAUUUUUUUAAUAAUAAAUCUGCUAUUGAGUUUUGAUAGGUGUGCUGACAGCCACGAACCAACUAACUCAAUCUCUGACGUAACAGAUUCUCUAAAAAUAACAUAAGCAAACAAAAUGUAAGAAAACAUUGUCAUGACUUAUUUUUUGAGCUAAAACUACUAAGGAUCUUGUUGAAAGUCGCUGGUAAAUGACUGUGGGGGGAGGUAAUCAUUUUAACGUUAUCUGGUAGUGAAGUUGCGUCCCCCGAAUGGAAACAAAGGAAUGUAUUCACAUUGUUUAACUUAACUUUUAUUGACACUGUGUUGUGUCAGUGUUUAACUCACUAUAUUUACAGCUUAUUGAUGGUGUGUCGUGACAAUGUUCCACUCACUUUAUUGACCGUACGCUGGGACAUUGUUUAUAUCAACUUCAUUGACAGUGUGUUGUGGUCUACUUUCGACGAUGGCUGUGUUUUGUGUCCGAUGUUUAAAAAGACCCCCAUCCUUUUAAACUGGGUUCAACUCUCUCAAGACCCCCAUCCUUUUAAACUGGGUUCAACUCUUUCGUCGUAAUUGUUCAAAAAUGCAUACGCCUCUAAGACUUCACAGUAACUAGACAGCUUCAGGGAUGUAGAGCAGUGGCAACGGCUAAACACGUGACACGAAGGAAGCCGGUCCUGAGUCGGGCACCUGUCUUCAAUGAGAUACCGGAUCCGGUGACUCUCUAUAAGUUAGCAUCUCCUAUAAGCAGUUCUGCUGAUACACCGUCCGGCAUUUAUAUUAAUCCAACUCAGACUGUCCCCAAUGUCAAUGUCCUCAUACAUGUAUUCUUUUGUAAACCUGAAUGCAUGAGUUCUCCGUGAAUUGAGGCUGCAUCUGAUAUUUAUAUUCUUAUCUAAGACGGGAUUUCACGAUCCUACAGAAAAAUCGACCUGGAAAGUCAAUGUAGAACUAAAGUUUAGCCUAUACAUUUAGAAAAUAAAAACAAGAUUAAACAGUCCAAGAUUAAAUUUAAGGAGCUUUUUCGUUUUAAGUGAAUGUUUAACUGUACUCUUUAACUUCAGUAAUGACAGUUCUUUUACUUCACAAACGCCCCAUUCAGUUGACUAUCACAUUCCUUAUCACUUUGUUUUGUAACACUACAGUGACCCUUGACAUGAUUUGAAACACUUUAUGAAUGAUACGAAAUUCCUCCAAAUGUUCACCAUUUUUGGACAGGGUCUUUGAAAGUCUUUGACAAAGGAAGUGGAAGAAUCGUAAUAUCGGUAUCAUAAAUUAAAUAUGAUGUCUUGACGUCAUACGUCCAAUGGUGACAUCAGAUGGUGAAAAUGUUUUCCCAGUUGAAAUCUUUAACAUUGUCAUAAUUGGACACACUUGCGUAGGGAGCUAGACCUGUGGCUGUGGUGGGGGGGGGGGAGCGGCCCCCCACCACGGGGAAGCACUUUGUCUAUAUAUUGAGGGGCGACCUUUUCGGUCAAUAUCAGGGUUGUUGUUUUUUUUUCCAUUUUAUUUUUGUAUAGAAUAGAAUAGGAAGUGAACUGCGCUGUCCACGUAGGAGAGUGACCUGCUUUAAAUAAUUUUAAAAAAUACAAAAUAAAUAUCAAUAUUUGUCUAUUUUCAAGAAAACCCCAAAGUUUAUCACCAUUGCCUCAACUUAGUUCAACUGAUGUCCUGACAAGACUUACAUUCACGUUUAGAGAAUGUGUCUAUGUCUUGAAUCAAUUGAGUUGUCGCUCUUGGCAUGAAGACGACACACGAAACUCGUUUAAAUAGCUUGCGCUUGGGUAAUAAUGAACUGGUCGGCCUGGGAGAGGCAAGGCUGUCUUAAUAGACAGUGAAGGGUUUGACCACAAUGAUAGCAACCACAAUGGGUAACCCUAGAGACAGUGAACAGACCACCAGGGGUCCAUCGACCCCAAUCAUCCUUUAAGGCGCUUAGGCUAUGCUGUAUAGACAUCGGAAUCCAUUUGUUGUUGUUUUUUGUGUGUUUUUUUUGUCCCCUGGCCUCUGUAUUCAUCACCCUCCCCCCCACACACACACACCCGACACAACCACACACAACCACACACACACACACGACACAACCACACACACACUUCCUUUAACAACGAGGACACGUAUGUUUGCGUAUCAAGUGAGCAAAUUAAAUUUAAAAAAUAUGUCGCAGUCAGCGAUGCAUUUCUAAAACUUUGCCAAAUUUUCUUCCGAAUUUGUUAUUUAAGAUAACGACACUCAAAAUAUACAUCGUUUAUGUCUAGCCAUUGGUCUACUUUAUACUGAGGCCAAGGGUCCGACAAUAACAGUGGGGCAGCCACGCCACGUGUGUGGGCCGAAGUGACGCACCUGGUCAUACAUUGAUACAUAAUGCAUUAUGGGUUUCUAUUGUCCGUUUGAACAAAAAAAAUCUUCAUGGUCAAUAUGGUAUCUUCAACAGGUGCGGUACGUUGAAGGUCGGAUUAACCAGGCUGGAUAACCCAGGGAUUGGCUCCUCAUCGUUGACCAGCUGACCAGUCGGGCAGAGAGUAAGAGCCACUCGACCAACACUGUUGUAUUGACGUGAGAAAAUCCAUUUUUAUCGAGGAUACGAUGGCCACCAACGCUGUGCGCAGUUUUAUAAGGACUUUUGGCUCCAGCGCCUCCAUUCCACCAAGGAUGCCAGCUCCACCCAGGGCGCUCAACCGAUGGAGAAGAGUCACCGGGACGGUGUCGGCGAGAAGAGAGAGCCACAGCUACUACACCGAUGUGGAGAGUCNGUGAGGGUGUGUGAUUGGGUGGGGGUGUGGUGUGAGGGUGUGUGAAUGGGUGGGGGUGUGGUGUGAGGGUGUGUGAGUGGGUGGGGUGUGGUGUGAGUGUGUGUGAAUGGGUGGGGGUGUGGUGUGAGGGUGUGUGAAAUGGUGGUGGUGUUGGCUUGAGGGUGUGUGAAUUAGUGGUGGUAAGGUGUGGGGCUAGGUGUGAGGUUGUGUGAAUGGGGUAAUGGUGUGGAGCCAGGGUUUGUGUGUGGUCAAGGUGUUUUUUAUAAGGUGUAUGACUCCCAAUAAGUGUAGGAUUCAUGAUAUGUCAUGACGUCUGUUGAAUCAUGUUAAUCAACAAUGAUUGACCUUGACCUUACAUGUCUCCCAUUUGCGUCACUCACAGGGUCACUGGGCCAGCUUGGACCAGGACUUGCUAAAAUAUUGAGGUAAGAGUGCCCAAUGGUACACAUGAUGACCAUCCAUAGUAGUCAGAAACUUUCUAACUACACAUUUCUGUCUACACAUUUCUGUCUACACAUUUCUGUCUACACAUUUCUGUCUACACAUUUAUUUCUAUCUACACAUUUAUAUCUUUAAGUCAUUUAUUCAAUCUCCGAGUUUAAAGAAAAAUUCUAAUAUAUUCACACGGGGGGGGGGGGUGUUGACUUAAUCAUUGUUUGCCAUCGCCCAUAUUAUAUCUUUAAGUCAUUUAUUCAAUCUCCGAGUUUAAAGAAAAAUUCUAAUAUAUUCACACGGGGGGGGGGUGUUGACUUAAUCAUUGUUUGCCAUCGCACAUAUUAUGAACGAAAUAAUGACGUCGAGCUUGUGUACACUACAAUUGGGGUCUGAUUUCUGUCUGCUCCCACUGAAGCUAUAAAGAUUUUGACUCUACUGUCCUCGAUAUUUGGACAACCUGACAUUUGCUUGGGUCUGUUUUUUUUGCAAUUGAGACGUUCAUAGCCCCCAUGUUCACUGGUCACAUUUUUCAAACAUUGGUUUAAGGUGGGUCUGUCAGUGGGCCACAUUUGAAUAUAGGGAUUCAAUGACUUGACACAACUAACCAAAAUGGGGGUGGCGGGGGGGGGGCGGCCGCAUGAUUUCAUCAGCCCAUGGCACAUCAUGGGUUAACGUCUCAUGCCACAAAUGAGCUAUCUUCAUAGUUUCAGGGCAAGCAGUCUUAACCGGUUAGGUGCAGUUUCAUCAGCGUUUUCGAAAGAUCAAAUUCAUUUGCCCGAAGCACUUUCUUGAUGCACAUCAGUGCAUGUGACCUUCAUUUGAACUACUGGACCAUUCUCGAAAACAAGCGGCCCGCCAGCACCCACUUUGGGGCCCGUGAAGUAACGAAAUAUUCUUUUGUAUUUAUAUUUUCUUAAUAGCUCCCCCCACGCCCCGGGUCCUAAUUUCUUUUGGCCCCUUCAAGUUUUUCAUAAAGUAUUACGACCCUCCUUACAUUUUGAGUUGGGCAGGCCUGUGUUAGAGCGAUGAUUUGUAAAACAUUGGUUUGUCUUGUCAGUUACAAGAAAGCUGGAAAGAAUCUGUAUUUGCUACAAGUAUUACAAGAAAUCAAAAUUAGUAAUAAAAACAAGUAAAGUACAUUGAGCUUCGCUUAAAUCUUAUCUAUAGACAAAAAUCUUUCAUUUUUGGAAAAUUUGAGAUAAGGGAAGUCAGCCGGUGACGUAACCUAUUUUCAGAUGUGUGACUCAUAUGGUCAACCCCUGGCUACAGCCAUAAUGGUGCAGGUCUACCUGGUUAGAUCAUUGGCUUACAUGGUUAGGCCAUAGGCCUACAUGGUUAGAGCAUUGUCCUACAUGGUUAGAUCAUUGGCUUACAUGGUUAGGCCAUAGGCCUACAUGGUUAGAGCAUUGUCCUACAUGGUUAGAUCAUUGUCUUACAUGGCUGGGCCAUAUGCCUACAUGGUUAGAUCAUAGGCCUACAUGGUUAGAUCAUUGUGUUACAUGGCUGUGCCGUAUGCCUACAUGGUUAGAGCAUAGGCCCACAUGGUUAGAGCAUAGGCCCACAUGGUUAGAGCAUAGGCCCACAUGGUUAGAGCAUAGGCCCACAUGGUUAGAGCAUAGGCCCACAUGGUUAGAUCAUUGUGUUACAUGGCUGGGCCAUAUGCCUAUAGGGUUAGAUCGUAGGACUCGUAUAGAGAGUUGCAGACAGAGCACAAAAGGUCCGACCCAUAUCAGUUUGAGAGCCUUGCCAUCAAAGGACGCCCCACGGGCAACAGAUCUAACGGACGAUUAACGGGAGCUGGUUGGAGUUAAAAAUGGCUUUAUUUAAAAAGUAGGCGCAAUGUAGGGACCACGUGACUUGAGUGGACGUCACGUUGACAGGUAAAGUCUAUAAUGAAUGUUAGGCAAAUAAAAAAAAAAGGUCAUUACCCUAAUGGCCUAGUAUAAAAAUAGAUUUUGUGACCAGUGCAAAGGUCAGAGGUUGAUGACAGGGUUAAACCAUUGCAUCAUUGCGAAACGCUGUAGCUUCGUAGCCAGAAGCGUACUUGGUCCUAUCGUACUUGGUCCUAUCGUACUUGGUCCUAUCGUACUUGGUCCUAUUGCAGGGCUGCACUUUUUUAAAAACAUAUAUUUCGGCCAUCGGUGAAUUUUUUUCUUUGGGGUGCCACUGCACAAAAAAAAAAAAAAAUAAACAGAAAAAACCAAACCAACACAUAAUAAAAAUCGUACUUGGUCCUAUCGUACUUGGUCAUAUCGUACUUGGUCCUAUUGCAGGGCUGCACUUUUUUAAAAACAUAUAUUUCGGCCAUCGGUGAAUUUUUUUCUUUGGGGUGCCACUGCACAAAAAAAAAAAAAAAACAAACAGAAAAAACCAAACCAACACCUCUUAAAGUCACUGUAGGUCUACUUUACCUUAAAAAAUACGUUACAAUGUCUUAAGUAAUAAAAAAAAUACGUUCUAUUACUAUAUUAAUUAAUAGAAUAGAUUUGUUCUUAUAGCAAUUGAAUAUAUUUUUUUCUUGUAGCAAUGCUGAGUAUAGAUGUGUUCUUAUAUCCCACAGAGAAAAGUUUGGCCGUGAUCACGUGAUCAUGUCUGACAUAAACAAAGCUCCAGAGUCUGUCUUGGAAUCAGGUAAUUGUAAGACAGGAACAGAUGACUGUCAAACUCCCGUUUCUACUAGAUUGGUUAAGUCAUCAAGUUCUUUCACACGUUGUGAUAAGUCGUACUAGCACUGAAUCAACUCAAGCCCUUUAUCGUAAUAAGUACAACUUUAAUAUCUAAUGUCAAUUCACAGACUAUUAUUGUUAAUUCCACAUACACAUGCAUAGCGCAGAUCGCUAUCAGAGAGCAAUAAAUCACAACCUCCUUUCACAAAGUUCAUUUCAAGACUGCCCCAUGACUAAAACGUACGUCACACAACAGACUAGACAAUACGUCAUAAAUGAGCAUAAAAAUACGUCACCAAGUCAAGCGCGGGAAGAGCGUUCACUAACUAAUUAAUCUCUCAAACACACACCACGCGUAAUCAAACAAAUAUCCAGUUGCAACAAUUAUUAGUGAACUCCCCAUACUCUACAAUGACAGAUGAUACAUUGAUCAAUUUAAAAUCUGCCUUGGAAUCAGGUUAAUGUUAGGUAAUGACUGAUGACCUUUCCAUUCAAGUUUAUGAACAGUUGAGAUAAUUGGCGCUCUAUGUUGACUCUGAACUAGUCUUAACCAGUAAAAGAUGAAUUCACUUGUUGUUGUUUGAGUUCUGUGUAAUGGUGUAACUGUCAUAGUGUAGUUGUUAUGAUGUAACUGUCAUGAUGUAACUGUCAUGGUGUAGUUGUCAUGAUGUAACUGUCAUGGUGUAACUGUCAUGUUGUAACUGUCAAAAUGUAACUGUCAUGAUGUAACUGUCAUGAUAUAACUGUCAUGGUGUAACUGUCAUGAUAGAACUGUCAUGGUGUAACUGUCAUGGUGCAACUGUCAUGAUGUAACUGUCAUGGUGUAGUUGUCAUGAUGUAACUGUCAUGGUUUAAUUGUCAUGAUGUAACUGUCAUGGUGUAACUGUCAUGGUGCAACUGUCAUGGUGUAACUGUCAUGGUGUAACUGUCAUGGUGUAACUGUCAUGGUGUAACUGUCAGGGUGUAACUGUCAUGGUGUAGUUGUCAUGAUGUAACUGUAAUGGUGUAAAUGAAAUGAUGCAUUCAUCAAUCCCCAUCUGCCAGCUUGCUUAUAUUACUGGAUGCAAUUGGCUUGUAAUGUCCACUGCCUUGUAAUGUCCACUGGCUUGUAAUGUCCAUUGGCUUGUAAUGUCCACUGGCUUGUAAUGUCCACUGGCUUGUAAUGUCCACUGGCUUGUAAUGUCCACUGGCUUGUAAUGUCCACUGGCUUGUAAUGUCCACUGGCUUGUAAUGUCCGCUGGCUUGUAAUGUCCACUGGCUUGUAAUGUCCACUGGCUUGUAAUGUCCACUGGCUUGUAAUGUCCACUGGCUUGUAAUGUCCACUGGCUUGUAAUGUCCACUGGCUUGUAAUGUCCACUGGCUUGUAAUGUCCACUGGCUUGUAAUGUCCACUGGCUUGUAAUGUCCACUGGCUUGUAAUGUCCACUGGCUUGUAAUGUCCACUGGCUUGUAAUGUCCACUGGCUUGUAAUGUCCACUGGCUUGUAAUGUCCACUGGCUUGUAAUGUCCACUGGCUUGUAAUGUCCACUGGCUUGUAAUGUCCACUGGCUUGUAAUGUCCACUGGCUUGUAAUGUCCACUGGCUUGUAAUGUCCACUGGCUUGUAAUGUCCACUGGCUUGUAAUGUCCACUGGCUUGUAAUGUCCACUGGCUUGUAAUGUCCACUGGCUUGUAAUGUCCACUGGCUUGUAAUGUCCACUGGCUUGUAAUGUCCACUGGCUUGUAAUGUCCACUGGCUUGUAAUGUCCACUGGCUUGUAAUGUCCACUGGCUUGUAUGUAGAUUUUGUCUUGUUGCGUUUUGUAUUUUAAUGUGGAAACAUAUAAAUUGCCAUAUACGGUUGAAUUGGUGGCGUGCUUCGAGCCUUAAUUAGGGAUGAAGCGUGUUGUUGACAUUAACUUAAUUUAUUAUUUAUGCAAGAAAUAACCAUUAAAAUCUUCCCUCUCUCCCCCCCCCCCCACACACACACAACAGGCCCAUUCCUGUUUGCUGAUGUUCUAGACAUGCGGUCCCUUAGAGAGAUCUGUGUCAAUUAUGAGAUCGACUGGCUGAUUCACUUCAGCGCCCUCCUCAGUGCCGUAGGUGAGGCUAAUGUGCCCCUGGCCAUGCAGGUCAACAUUGAGGGACUUCAUAAUGUACUGGAGGUGUCCCGAAUGUACAAGUUGAAACUCUUCAUCCCCAGCACAAUAGGUGGGUGACCUAAUUGACAUGAACUACACACUUUGAACUAACUGAAAAUUAUAAAUUAUAGCUUGUUUGGACUACAUGGACUAUACACCUUGACUUAAAUGAACAUUGCAACGUGUUUGGACAGAGGACACAGACAUAUGUCUUAUGGUUCGGAAGGUUUAAAAUAUAUUUUAAUUUUUAAGUAAAAAAAAAAGUUACAAUUUGAAAAUCCUUUUUAUAGACGUUUGGUAACUUAUGGUCAUUAUAGCAAGUCGUUGUAUAAACAAAAUAUAUGUUAUACUUAAAUAUUACAAACCGUGGUUCAGGUGCAUUUGGCCCAGAUUCACCCAGAUACCCAACACCUGACCUCACAAUACAGAGACCAAGAACAAUUUAUGGAGUCAGCAAGGUGCAUGCUGAGCUCAUGGGAGAGGUGAGAAUAUUUAUAACAUUGGCUAAACAUGGGAGAGGUGAGAAUAUUUAUAACAUUGGCUAAACAUGGGAGAGGUGAGAAUAUUUAUAACAUUGGCUAAACAUGGGAGAGGUGAGAAUAUUUAUAACAUUGGCUAAACAUGGGAGCGGUGAGAAUAUUUGUAACAUUGGCUAAAUUUUAAACAGAAUUUAAUACACAUUAAUUCAUGAAUGGAUCUAAAUAUCGAUACUGGCUAUUAAUAUGAGUGCUUUCAAGUCAGUGAGUGAGAUCUAUGUGGUAGAACUUAAAACUUAUGUAUCCUCUCAUAUUUAUGUUCUAUAGAAUUCCAGUCAAGGAUUUAUUUUCAAACCAUAAUGUUCUUUUUAACAAAUUUCAAUAUACUUUAAAAAAAAAUAUUCAUUGACUUGUGCCGUGUUCAACUUUGAUUAACUAUAUGCAAUAAAAAUGUUUUGGAUAAUUUAGAGAAAAGGAUAUUCCUUUUAAUAUUGCAGUACUAUAAUCACAAGUUCGGCUUGGACUUUCGGUGCCUGAGAUACCCAGGGGUCAUCUCAACGGAUCAACCUGGAGGUGGUACGACAGGUGAGACAAGGUUUGUCACAGAUGUCACAAACCCAGCUUUUGUGUUUUGAGAAAACAAAAAGCGAAGUUAAAAAAAACAACAAAAAGACAUACCUUUUAAAUAAUAUAAUAAAUUAAACCAAAAAUGGAAUAAUUUAAAGAUCACCAAAAAAAAAAAAAAAGGACAAAAUUAAAAUCUAAAACUAGGAAUGUCUUAUUGUAACCUACUACACUCCAGAUUAUGCCCUGAAGAUGUUCCAUGAUGCCCUGAACACUAAGGUGCAACACUGCUACCUGAAAAACAAAAAGCGAAAUUAAAAAAAAAAACAAAAAGACAUACCUUUUAAAUAAAAAAAUAAAAUAAACCAAAAAUGGAAUAAUUUAAAGAUCACCAAAAAAAAAAAAAAAGGUCAAAAUUCAAAUCUAAAACUAGGAAUGUCUUAUUGUAACCUACUACACUCCAGAUUAUGCCCUGAAGAUGUUCCAUGAUGCCCUGACCACUAAGGUGCACCACUGCUACCUGAGACCAGACACCAGGCUGCCCAUGAUGUACAUUGACGACCUACUGACAGCCACAGUGGACUACAUGCAGGUAAGCACAUAUUAUCGUGCCUCAUUGUUUAGUAAGAGGUCAUGCAUGGCUAAAAAAAAAAAUCCAGUGGAUUUCUGAAGAUGACACCGAUUUCUUAAAAUAAUUCUAAAACUGAUUCAUGAUGUGAAUUCAUAUUUAAGGUUUUCCAUGUAAAAUGUUUCUACUUUUUCUGCUCAGGUCCCAGAUAAAAAGCUUUCUAUGAGGACAUACAACAUUGGAGCUGUUGACUUCACACCUGAAGAGCUGGCUAAUGAACUGAGGAAAUUUGUGCCAGACCUUGAGGUUGUCUACAACCCUGACCACAGACAAGCGAUAGGUCAGUACAUGAGUUGGGGUUAUCUGGCCUUGAAUAAUUUACAUGUCUUUAACAGUUUGUGAGAAUUUCAGGAGGAAAUUUAAUCUGAUAAUCCAAUGAUAAUCCAAUUUAACAUCUGACCGUUGAAAUGUUGUCUUUGACAGGUUGACAGAAUUGAAACUGAAAUAGAAAAAUUGUUAAUAAAAUUAUUUUUUUAAAAAGCGCACACAUAACAUUUAUAAAUGCUGACAUGAGUUGAUUUAAUUUAUCCAAGUCACUGUUGUGUUAAAUAGUACUUUUAAAAUAAAAAUCCAUAAACAUGCCUCAAUAAAUUUAGGAGGCUUAAGGUGGUAUGAGAUGCUAGGUGGUAUGAGAUGCUAGGUGUUAUGAGAUGCUAGGUGUUAUGCCAUGCUAGUUACCCUGACUCAAUCUAAUUUUCUAUCGGCAAUUGCUUUGAAUAUUACAACCAAAAAUGUUUGCAUCAUUAAGUAUAAAUAGUUAUGUUGUAUGUCUGCAUUAUUAAGUAUAAAUAUUUAUGUUGUAUACAGCUGACUCAUGGCCACAGAAGUUUGAUUACAGUACAGCAGUGAAAGACUGGGGCUACCGUCCCCUUUACAACAUGUCUGCCAUGUGUGAGGUCAUGGUCCAGUCCCUGCUGCCGAAAUACAAGAUCAGAAGGAACCAGACGCUGGAGGAGGUCAAGGAAUGAAGCUCUGGUCCGUACCCAGCAGCCAUUUUGUAUCUCAGCUGUGGAAGAAGAGAGUUUUUAUGUCCACAGGAGGAAAGGAAAACCACUGAACAAUACGGUUCACUUGGCUUGGUGUGUUAUCGUUAGAGGGGAUUGCCUUGAGUAGCUUUGAAACAUGGAUAAAAAUACCUGACCAAUUGUAAAAUUCUCCAUAACUUGUAUACAAAUAGACACAAUAUAUAUGUGUAACUGGUUUGGAAACUUGUGUGCAUCCAAGUUCUUCUCUGUGUACGGAUAAAAUUAAAAUAAAUCACUCAUCAUAGGUGGAGCACAUCCUGUUUUGUAACGCAUAUUGUGACUGCUAUUUAAAUAGGUCAGUAGAUUUGUAAAAUUUAUAUUCCAAUAAAGAGAUACUUGUGAUUUUAUGAUGAGAUUACUUUGCAAAGUCAGCCAUGAACUAUCUACUUUUUAAAAACUUUUCUUGGCUUGAUAUACAGACAAAAUAUUCUAAAAAUAAUUUUCCAUAUCAUAUGUUUCGGUGAUUUGUGAAGCACUGACUAAAAAAUAGCAAUGUAAAAUAAAUAUCUACAUACUCAAACAUCAUUACUGGAUUGUUCACAAUCAAACAUCCAUUUUAUAUUGAAACUUAUCAUCAUCUGGUGUUGGUUAUCAUUGUAUAAUACAAGACCAAGAAUCUACCUGUACGAAUUGAGGACCCUUGAAUCAGAAGCUUAAAGGAAUGUUGACAUUGUUAAUGAGAUGUGAAUCUCGAUUUAUGCUGUACAAAUUGAGGACCGUUAUAUCAGCAGCUGAAAGGAAUGUUGACAUUGUUAAUGAGAUGUGAAUCUCGAUUAAUGCUGAACAUUUCAUAUAAAUAUUACUCUUCCCAUACCUCUUUUCUUUUCCUUUUUGCUCUGAAUAUUUUUUAACUCAAAUGGAAAAUGCGAUUUAAUUUUUUAAACAUCCAACCAUUUUAUCUUAAUUUCACUCUGAUAUUUUAAGAGAUUUUAUUCCAAGUUCAAAGGUAUAUGAGUAAAAUAAGAAUAUUUUAAUAAAUUCUUAAAUCAUAAACUUUCCUCUUUCAUGAAAAAAAAUGUAUUUAUGUAUUUGAUUGGAAUGUAUUUUGCUGUUUGAUGAACAUUUGAUUAAUACGAUUAAGAUGCAGUGCCAAAAUAAUUAGAAAUAUUUAUUAUUUUACCAUUGUUUAGGGAAACAAUUAUUUACAACUAAGUAAACACAACAUGCUUCUGAUAAGUUAUUUGACCCACUUUAUUUAACUAUUACAAUAUGAGAUAUAAGAUACAUAAUGACUAGUGGUCCUUUAUUUCUCUCCAUACCUAGUCUCAUUUUUUGUAGUUUAAAAUAUUAAUUUUACAUUUAAGACAAGUCAAUUCUUUCAGCUUGAUAAUAUGCACCACAGAAUAAGGUCAGAGGCACGUUCUGGUUUGAGCAACCUCCAUAUUUAUUGUGUGUGCCUUAGUUUCUACACAGAGGCUGAGAUGCUACAGUGUGAUCUGCCGACACUGAAGAUUUCAAUUUCAAAUAAUUUGUUAUUUCAUGUUUUGCAUAUUCUGGCGGAUAAGGCAUUUAUUUAUUUCAUUGGAAAGAGAGGAGUUUAUAUUCCUAUUCAAAUAGUUUGACAGCAUACAACAGUUAGGUUGUAAUCCCCACACCUCCCCCAUAGGUUGUAAUCCCCACACCUCCCCCAUAGGUUGUACUCCUCACACAUCCCCAUAGGUUGUAAUCCUUACACCUUCCCCACCCCAAAAUGCUUUUUAAAAUCCAUUGUAUAUUAGAUUUAGAUUUAUAGCUUUUUAUCUUCCAAGAUUGCUUCAUAUAACACACCAUUACAAGUGUUACUAAAUAAUCGAGUUUCUUAAAAUGUAUGUAAAAGUUAUCUUUGUUAAUAUAAUAUUUUAUGAUUUCCAAAAUUUUAUUUAACUUCUCCCCUAACUCACAAUUUCAUUGGUCAAAUGUAUACACCUAACUUCUCGCCUAACUCACAAUUUCAUUGGUGAAAUAUUUACACCUUGUACAUAAUGUAACCUAAUCCCAACGUCAAUUUUACUUCUUAAAGAUAUUUAUAGAACUUAAGAAUCUCAUGAUGUCACAUCGAUGGUUAAUGGUUUUUAUCCAAAUGAUUUUGUUGAAAUGUACAGAGUUUAAAUCUUUAAACUCAAUAAAGAAUUCAAGUUACAAACC